Lemur catta (Ring-tailed lemur) is the source of this 914-nucleotide messenger RNA. RefSeq names its product maestro (gene MRO). NCBI's taxonomy places the organism in Eukaryota, Metazoa, Chordata, Mammalia, Primates, Lemuridae. Bases 93 to 683 code for a protein of 196 amino acids. The transcript is spliced from 6 exons. Gene Ontology annotation, cellular component: cytoplasm. The record is from RefSeq and is a predicted model, not a curated record.
ACCCGCCCUCCUCCCGAGUCGCCCAGAACCCGUCUUCAGCGCCACCCCCAGCAGCUCGUCACGUGACAGCCACCCGCAGGAGUCGCAGUUCCAUGGACCAAACACAGAGGAGAAUCCUGGGCCAGCCCCCCUCCAUCCCUCCUUCCCAGCCCAAGAGGAAAAGGACAUCAGUGAUAUCUUUCUUUUCCAAGGUCUCCUGGAAACUGAGAUUCCAGAAGCGGGAGCCUCUGAAGAAUGUGUUUUUCAUCUUGGCAGAAAGAGCCCGGGACCCCAGUGCUAAAAAGCGUCGCAUGGCAAUGAGAGGCCUGGGCACUGUGGCCUGUGAAGCCCCCAACAAGGUGAGAAAGUAUAAGAAACUUGUCCUAGACCUGCUGGUGCAUGGAUUGUAUGACCCUGUGAGCUCUGAAGUCAUCCACGAGAGUGUGAAGACUCUGACCAUCAUGCUGGGGAAGACCCAGGGGAAAGGCUUGGGGUCCUUCUUCAUAGACAUCACCCUUCAGACCAGGACACUACUGGAUGACGCUUGCAAAACAACUUUUCGAGCCUGUUCUCCAUAUCUGAAACUAAGGAAAGAAUACAGCUUCCAGAGUGAAGAUGACCAAAGGAACCCUAAACUCUGCCGGCAGCUGAGCCACUAUCCUCCAGAGCUCCUGCAGUUCUUCUAUGCAAAUAAAAUUCUGUAAACCUGGAGCAGCAGGGAGGUGGUUCCAUGUGAGCACAUUGCCAGGGACCUCAAGUUCCUCUGUUUUAUCUCAUUGGAUGCCUCUUCUGCUUGCUUCUUGUGAGUGCAUUACAAAAGGGGAUGUUAGGAGAGCAAUCAAUGGAAAAAAAUACCAUGGAAUUGUAGAAUUAUAUCUAAAGUAAAAUUCUAAAUCACUUUCACUUAUCUCAUUUUCUUCCCAUACAAAUUUGAU